AUGGCCAAAGAUCAAGAAUCAAUCAGUAAACCUGAAGGUGGUGAUUGCUCGGCGGCAUCCUCAGAAUCCUCAGUAUCCUCCUCGGAAGAGUCUGCUGAUAAUUCUUCUUGCUCAAACGAUAGCAGUACUUUCAAGGAUAUUUCCUUUGCUGAUGACAAGCCAGCAAAUCAAAUUCAUACGGACAAUACUAGCAAUGAUAUCUGUGGAACUUCAGCGACGGUAGCUUUGGACCCGAGGUUAAAAAUGAUCUAUUCAACAGUGAUGGAAACGCUUAACAGGGACCUCCGCCCUCAGAUCCAGAAAUUGGCAAAUGAUUCGGUCAAGUAUCACACUUUAAGGUCUGUGUAUCAUUUGCCGAGUAUCACUGAUCUUAAAAAGGAACUUAUGAGGCAAAAUGCAGAAGGAAUUCAAGUGAAUUUGGACAUCAAUUCUGCACAGUUACUUGGCAUGAUCAAUAAGGCUGCAGUUCGUACGCAGAAUUCUUCAUUUAGGAAUUCCGUCGGUUCCAACAGAAUGCCGAAAACGCGAUUGAAUACUGGCCUUAAAGAAAGUCUAAGUGCAAUACCAGAGAAAAGGGAUGUUGAAGACAACCACUUACAGCUUAGGCGUGCAAAGGUUAAAUAUAUCUUUCUUUCUCAGGUUGAGUCCUACGAGAGGUCAAGAGACCAAAGAGAUAUUAGAGACUUGGAUACUAAAGAAUUGGAGAUCAUUCUCAAAAGAAUCAAUAGUGGGACUUUCCCUGACCUUAAAGGCCUAAGGCGUAUAGUUUGGGGAUUUAAGAUGUGUUGCGGUAUUAAAGAGCAACCCAGGAAUGAAUACAUUUUGAAGGAGAUGGACAAUAAAGAACUAAAAUUAAGAAUACUCGAAUUAUUACAUAAUAGUCAGGCGGAUGAGGACAAUUAG
Molecule: messenger RNA, 903 nt
Organism: Brettanomyces bruxellensis
Lineage: Eukaryota; Fungi; Ascomycota; Pichiomycetes; Pichiales; Pichiaceae
Exons: 1
Coding region: 1-903 (300 amino acids)
Source: RefSeq, a predicted model, not a curated record